This is a messenger RNA of Schizosaccharomyces japonicus yFS275, 789 nucleotides long. RefSeq names its product hsp16-like protein. The record is from RefSeq and is a predicted model, not a curated record. The transcript has a single exon. NCBI's taxonomy places the organism in Eukaryota, Fungi, Ascomycota, Schizosaccharomycetes, Schizosaccharomycetales, Schizosaccharomycetaceae. The coding region runs from base 145 to 576 and encodes 143 amino acids.
CCAUGACGAUCUUGAACCAAAAGUCCCAAGGUAUAAAUAGGGCUCGUAGAAGCGGACAAUCCUCAUCCAUCAAUUCAACAGUUCAUCAUCAUUUGAACAAUUGUGAAUACAAAAACAUCCACAACACAACAACACAAAAUCAUCAUGUCGCUUCGUCCUUUCUUCAGUUUCCCUUCUGCAUUUGACGAUGUCUUUAGUGACUAUUUGAGCUACUCGCCCAAGAUCCAAAACCGUAACAACGAGGCCGGCACUCUUUCUCCUGCCUUGGAUGUCCACGAGGGUAAGGACACCGUCGCCAUCGAUGUCGAGCUCCCUGGUGUCUCAAAGGACAAUGUCCAAGUUCACUACGACAACGGCAAGUUGACCGUCUCUGGUGAGGUUGUCAAUGAGCGCAAGUCUGAAGAGGAAGGCCACCGCUGGUCCGAGCGUCGUUUCGGCAGCUUCUCUCGUACCAUCACUGUUCCUGCCAAGGUUGAUCCCGAGAGAAUCGAGGCCUCCUUCAGCAACGGUCUUCUUAGCAUCGUCCUCCCUAAGGUUGACAAGACGGCCACCACUAAGAAGAUUGACAUCAAGUAAGCGACCAAACUUGGCGCAGGUGGACGUUGCAAUCCAGUGUGGUUCGAAGACAGUGGUAAGCACGGUUCUUUAGACUGGAGUGAAUCCGUCUGCUGCCUGUGACAGCUUGAUGAAGUGAAUCAGUAACGAGUCAAUGAAUGUGAUAAAUAAAAAAAGCGAAGCAGGAGGACGCGAGGGUAUUGUUGAAUGAGGGAGAGAGAGAUAAGAGAAGAA